Messenger RNA from Astrephomene gubernaculifera, 804 nucleotides. NCBI's taxonomy places the organism in Eukaryota, Viridiplantae, Chlorophyta, Chlorophyceae, Chlamydomonadales, Astrephomenaceae. The record is from the annotation of a GenBank genome assembly.
GAACUUUACAGUCGUGAUCCCAUUAUCCUACUUCGCAGCUUACAAUUCGUUUUACACUUCUUUUCGUUGGGCUAGAUGGACUGCGCAGAAGGCUCCGAACGCGAAAACAAGCAGACUCAGUAUUGGGUUUACGACAUAGUCACCCAGCAUGCUGCGCUGACAACGACAGGAGGCCGCGUCUGGGAUGCUGCACGCAGACUGGCUUCCUUCCUCGAGGAGAUGUCUGAUGAGUUGCAGCUGCACCGGCCCGGCCUGCGGGUGCUUGAGCUGGGUUCGGGUCUGGGCUGGCUGGGCAUGACCCUGGCCCGCAACCUGCCGCAUGCAGGCAAGGUUGUCCUCACCGAGCAGGAGGCGGGCGGCGGCCUAGCCUGGCUGGCUCACAACGUCUCCCUCAACUCCCACCUGCCCGGGGUGGGGCGGGCGGUGCAGGUGGCGGCGUGCGACUGGCUGGAGUACGGGGGCGUGGCAGGAGCGGGGGUGGUAGAGGGAGAGCAGCAACCGCCUCUGGGGAUAAAGGAGGAGGAGGAGGUGCUUAAUGGGGAGGUGGAGGAGGAGGAGGAGGAGCAGGAUGAGGGUGAAGGGAGAAGGCGGAAGCUGGCGUGUGGCAGCAGCAGCGGCAGCAGCCCCGGAGGAGGAGGAGGGGAAGUUGAGCAGCAGCAGCAGCAGCUGGCAGGUGCGACCCACGGGUCAGCGCCGACACCUGACGCUCACCCGACAACAGCAGCGGCAUUGACGUCUCCUGGCAUGGAACCCGCUGCAACCACGACAGCCAAUGCCAGUAGCGGUUGUGGCGGCGAUAGAAGA